This is a messenger RNA of Lactuca sativa (garden lettuce), 573 nucleotides long. The record is from RefSeq and is a predicted model, not a curated record. NCBI's taxonomy places the organism in Eukaryota, Viridiplantae, Streptophyta, Magnoliopsida, Asterales, Asteraceae.
GUCAAAAACAAUCUCUUCGUUUUCCAUUCCACCAUGGAUCGCUCGACAAAAGUGUUCAUCUUGAUUUCUUUCUUCUUUUUAUCGGUCAUCUCAAAUUUCAAUCUCGUUCAUGCUGAAGAAUUGUUUGAUUGUACUUUUGAUCAGGCAGUUAUGAAAAGCCAAGACAAAUGGAUUGUCCAGUUCCUUAUACCUCAGUGUGGAGCCGUUAAAGGCCUUAAACCUGAAUGGGACAAAGCUUCCGCUAAUAUGUGCGGAAAGGUCAAGUUUGGUGAAGUGAACUGUCAAAAUUGCCCUGAAUUAUGUGGUAAGUAUAAGGUACCACAUUUCCCAUAUAUUUUACAAUUUGGCACAGAUAAGACAAAAGAACCUAUCCAAUACAAAGGAGCAUGGAGUGCUGGAGCGCUGGAAGAAGCUGCCCUUAGUAUCGCCUAAAAAUAAGUUUUGAGUGAGGAAUAUUGUGUCCGGAUACGACUUGUUUUAAUUUGUCAUAAUUGUGAAACAAUGACACCUUUGUUUUGUUAUGGUGUAACUUUUGUGUAAAGAUCUAAUAAAGGAAGAUUUAUAUUUUGUUUA